GAAAAGAAUACACUAACAGGCUGCAAAAAUUAAAGUAAUUUUGAUCAGUGUGCUAUCAAAAAAAAGAAUAAGACUUUUUCCUAGCUCAUGGGGUUUAGUCAUAUAUGAUUAAGUCCUCAAAUUUUUGACUAAUUUAAUUGUGGAAUUAACCAAUUAAUUAGUUGUGUUUUAGGGUUUCUCAAAAAUCUCACUAAGCUUUGAAAUGUAUUUGAUAUAGGGUUUCUUUUUUAUUUUCUCGAUUUUUGUUCACAUCUUAGAUCUAUAAAUUGAUUCAUCUCCAUAAUUGUAAUGGAACUAGUCAAAUAAUCAAGAACAAGAAAAUUUAGAUUUUGUCUCGUUUUUACUACCUGGUUUAUAGUCGAAUCUGGAGAAUGUGAAGUACUCACAUUCUUCUUCUUGGUGCAAUUGUGGAAAAAUAUAGUUGAUGACCUCCCCCCUGGCCUCUCCCUAACCCUCGAGGCAGAUGUAGAAAGUUCUGUGAGUGUUCCAUGCAGCAACUUGCUUGAUAUAGUGACAGUUAGAUGUGGACAUUGCACAAAUUUGUGGUCCGUUAAUAUGGCUGCUGCAUUUCACACCAAUUCUUGGCAAAAUCAUCUUCAUCAUCAGGUAGGAAACUACACUAAUUCUCCUCAUGAUCAAUACAAGGUAGAUUUUGCUUCAUCAUCCAUCACAAACAACUCUACUCUUGAGGAGAGGAACGUAAAUCGACCUCCGGAAAAGAGGCAACGAGGACCUUCUGCUUAUAAUCAGUUUAUAAAAGAGGAGAUUCAAAGGAUCAAGGCUAAUAAUCCAGAUAUCACUCAUAGGGAAGCAUUUAGUACUGCUGCUAAAAAUUGGGCACACUUCCCUCACAUUCAGUUUGGCCUCAUGUUAGAGACUGACAAUCAAGCUAAACUUGGUGCUAGUGAGAACAAAGAAAAGCUUAUAAUGCAUAGAGCUGCAUUGCCAAAAAUAAAGACCUUCACCUUCUAAGAGUAUUAAUUCUCUACAUGUUGUAUGUUGAAUUAUUUAAGACAAAGUGUGAUUUUAUUUGUUCUAUUUAUUAGUAGUACUUAAAAAUUGUGUAAUAUAAUUUGGAAAUUAAUUAUUUGAAGUUCCUUUAUUGUCUACCUCAA
Molecule: messenger RNA, 1115 nt
Organism: Solanum lycopersicum (tomato)
Lineage: Eukaryota; Viridiplantae; Streptophyta; Magnoliopsida; Solanales; Solanaceae
Source: RefSeq, a predicted model, not a curated record